Messenger RNA from Diversispora eburnea, 1465 nucleotides. The record is from the annotation of a GenBank genome assembly. Lineage: Eukaryota; Fungi; Glomeromycota; Glomeromycetes; Diversisporales; Diversisporaceae.
UGAUUGGCGUGAAGAUUCUUCACGCGCUCGUGUUUUUUACUUGCUAACAUUUUUCGUACGAUUAAUUGAACAUAUUCGAUUUUGUAUAAAAAUGGCAAAUACACAAUCCAAAGUCGAUUCAUUAGAAGAACAAAAUUCCAAACUUGUAGCUGAGAUCGCGGAAUUAAAAAGAGAAAAGGCUGAAUUCUUGACCAAGGAGGCGGGUUUUAUAGCUAGAAUUAUAGAAUUAGAACAUACUUUGAAAGAUUAUGAAGCUAGGUUUGUAAAUCUCGAGCGGAAAGAUAAUGAAAAGUCAAUUCAUAUGGCAAAGAUAGAUGAUGAAAUUAAGGAAAUUAAAAAUUCUUCCGUUAAUGCCACACUUACCGAAAUGGAAAAUUCUGUUGAUAAUCCCGCAUCCGAUAUAACUAAUAACGCAUCAAAUUCUGAUGAACUCAAUAGCGGAAUUAGUACUAGUGUCAAGGCACAUAAUGCCCCAAAUUCUAAUGUAUCCGACAAUGCUUCAAAUUCUGAGACAAAAAUUAAAUAUCCCACAUCAUCAAUUUGCAUGGAAACUAAAUCUUCUGAAGGUGAAGAAAUCGAAUUUCUGGAACGGGCACAUAAAGAAUGGAUUAGAGAUGAAAUUAAAGAGAGAAACCGGGAUAAAAAACUAUCAAGAAAUAAUGAAGCGUCUACUUUUCGAGAUCAAGAACUAAUACAAAAGAAUUCUACACCUAAAAUCGAACCGAAUGCUUCAGAACCUAUUAGUCAAACACAAAGUACCAUUUCUUCUGAGAGCGGAGCUCAUUGUUCCGCGAUAAUAAAAACUCCCUAUAAUCAAAAGGUUGAACAAGGCUUAAUAUGUGAGUUAUCUACAUUUACUAAUGAGAAAAGCCUUUCGAAUUCCAUAUCUGAUAAACAAAUUCUUGAUGGAGAUGAUUCAAGUGCAAAGCACCCUGCUUCACAGACUCCGGGUUCUGCAUCACAUUUGGCCCAUUUAUUCGACAAGGCUAAAAAAACUGGUCAGAAAGAAAUAUUACGUUGGUAUUGCUAUAGUGAGGAAUUCGAAAUAAAGGUCAGAGACAUUAGCUUAAAAAACGAACAUAAUGAUCAAAUGGCGAGAACACAGAUUUAUAAUGAAAUGGAACCAUUUCUUCCCGGCAUCAAGAGAGAUGUAGGAUUAGUUAACGAGCAAACUGAAUAUCAGAAAGUGAUCGGCGUGAAGAAUCUUCACGCACACGUAACCUCAGAUGAUAUAUCUACUGAAUCUCAUGUUUCCGGUUCAUCUAGUUCAAAAGCAUAUACGGAAGAGACUGGGUUCGAUCCCUGGAUAACUUCUGAAUCCCCACAAAUCGAAAAGACUGAUAAUCAUCUUUCAGGUAUGAUCAAGAUUUCUAAAUUUCCGGAAGAAAAAGAUGUGAUCAUUGAAGCUGUACAUAAACGCUUCCCUUUCCUGUCUUACACUAAUUCGAAUGCAUGGUACCGAGAU